UUCUAACGCCGGGUAACAACAGAGGCUAUCUUCAAUUUCCACAUGAAUUGCAGUUAGAUGUAAGCUCUAGUAGACAUUGAGACAGAAAGAUGUUGUUAACAUCGUUACGUACAACCAUUUUAUGCGGCUGCAGAUGUGCUGGCAAGAGGUUUCAACACAGCAGCCAUCAAAGUCCACAGCUACGACAAUGGCUUGUGAGGAGAAACUGCAGCACCUUCACUGCGGAGACAGCAGCUCCUUCCAAAUCAGCAGUGACUGUCCCUAACGAAGCCACAAAUCGCAUAGUGGGACGCUGGUUGCUUGGCUGCAGUGGUCUGGUGGUUGGGGCCAUUGUUUUGGGUGGUGUCACAAGGUUAACAGAGUCUGGGCUCUCCAUGGUGGAUUGGCAUCUAGUGAAAGAGAUGAAGCCACCUCAGACAGAAGAAGAGUGGCAGGCCGAGUUUUCCAAGUACCAGCAAUUUCCAGAGUUUAAAAUACUGAACCAUCAAAUGACUCUGCCGGAGUUUAAGUUUAUCUUCUACAUGGAGUGGGGUCAUCGCAUGUGGGGCAGACUAGUUGGACUGGCGUACAUCCUCCCCACCAUUUACUUUUGGAGAAAAGGAUAUUUCAAUCGUUCCAUGAAGGGAAAAGUGCUUGGACUUUGUGGUUUUGUCUUCUUCCAAGGCCUUCUGGGAUGGUACAUGGUAAAAAGUGGGCUGGAAGAGAAGCCCGAGUCCCCUGACGUUCCUCGGGUUAGCCAGUAUCGGCUAACUGCUCAUCUUGGUUCUGCCUUGUUGCUCUACGUAGCCAGUCUCUGGACAGGGCUUACCAUGCUGCUACCAGCACACAAGCUGGCAGAAACCAAACGUCUUAUGCAGCUAAGGAGGUUUGCCAAAGGUACUGGUGGACUCGUCUUCCUAACCGCUCUUUCAGGUGCCUUUGUUGCUGGUUUGGAUGCUGGUUUGGUGUACAACUCCUUCCCUAAAAUGGCAGACAGAUGGAUUCCUGAUGAUCUGCUUGCUUUCUCUCCCACAAUUAAAAACUUCUUUGAAAAUCCCACCACUGUGCAGUUUGACCACAGAAUUUUGGGUAUCACUUCUUUGGCAGCAAUUACAGGCCUCUAUUUGUUCUCACGGAGGAUGAUGCUACCUAAAAGGGCAAAGGUUGCCGUCAGCCUCCUUGCAGCAAUGGCCUAUACUCAGGUUGUUCUUGGGAUCUGCACACUGUUACUGUAUGUCCCCACGCCACUGGCAGCAACUCACCAGUCUGGUUCGGUGGCUCUUCUGUCACUCGCCAUUUGGGUUCUUGCAGAGCUGCGUAAAAUGCCCAAGUAAAACGCCUCCUGCGUUACGAACACACACUUUUUUUUUUUUACCACACUGUAAGCCUG
Molecule: messenger RNA, 1369 nt
Organism: Nematolebias whitei (Rio pearlfish)
Lineage: Eukaryota; Metazoa; Chordata; Actinopteri; Cyprinodontiformes; Rivulidae
Gene: cox15
Product: cytochrome c oxidase assembly protein COX15 homolog
Exons: 10
Coding region: 90-1313 (407 amino acids)
Biological process (GO): heme A biosynthetic process
Cellular component (GO): mitochondrial inner membrane
Molecular function (GO): oxidoreductase activity, acting on NAD(P)H, heme protein as acceptor
Source: RefSeq, a predicted model, not a curated record